AUGUCGCCGUCUCAUUUUUCUACACCAUGUCUGCCGGGGCUCCCCUCCGAAUUGGUCAUCGCCAUCGGUCGCCUGCUGGACCCGAUUGGCCUGGUCUCUCUCAGCCAGUCGUCUACUCUGUUCCGCCGCCUCAUCCCCCUCCAGAAACGGCAGCUGGUAGAGCGGCUGCUGGCCCUGGAGUGCACGGAAGAGCACGGCGGCGGCGCGCCCACUCUACGGGUCCGUGAUCAGACGCUUGAGCCUGCCUUCUCCGAGGAGGAGUGGGGAAACUAUCGCUGGGCCUGUUCGAGCUGCCUGCGCCUUCUCCCGCACAUUCACUUCGACAACCGCUCCAUCCUGCGGCUCCAGAACCGGAAGCCCAUUGCUGGCUCGCCCGCCGCAGAGCCCGUCUCGACCUGGGAGCCAUCGCUUCGCGGCAAGGCAUGGGGCCGCAAGGCAUGGCAGCCAAUCUCCAACGAGGAGCGCCGUGUCCGCCUUCGAUACCGCCUCGCCAUUCAUCCGUUCGAGACAUUCUAUCCGCCCUUCCUUCACCGCUGGACUGUGGAGGAGUUGCGCGACGCCGGGAUGCGAGGCUUUGAUUACGUCGACGACGACGCGUAUCAAUGUAUGAGCCAAGGUCUCAAGAACGCUAUUUUUGAUAGCAACCUCUUCGAGAUCGAGCUUGCCACCAGCGGCUCGAAGCGCUACAAUCGCAUGUGCAACGAAUGCCGAUUUCAAUCAGGGCAGUUGAGGGUGCAGCUGGGUGACAGGCGCGGCACCACGGCCACGCCAAUCAUGCAUAGCAGACAGGUGCACUUCGCCUCUGCCCACGAUCGCUUCUUCCCCGGCCUCCCAGAGCACUUGGGAAUGCCAGAACCUCAGUUCUACCUCCCCAUCGGCGAGAUCGGCAAGGUUGGCGAGGUCUUCGUCAUGGGCCCGGUGGGCCUCUACUCGCGACCCUGGACCAUGUACAUGGUCCGAUGCCCAGACUGCGAGCGCUGGCAGGAGGUGCGAGCCUUUCGCCUUGGAGGGUAUUCGGCAUGGUGGAACCCGAAUCUUGAUGCCCAGCUGUGGAACAACGAAGCCCUCAGCAUUGAGGACCUUCACGAGAUCAUUUGCAACGGCUGUUACGCGCGCAAGUAUGGCAAAUUGGCCUUGGGAACGCUGCUUGCCGACUUCGUGGAGUGGGUGAUCUGCGAAAAUGCCCGGCGAUACCUCGAGGCCCAGCUUUGCUGGGGAUGGUUCGCCCUCGAGCAAGUCGUGACGAGACUGCCCUCAGAGUACCGGCAGCAAGUGAGGCUCAUCCUGAGAAACGUCAAUCAUCGAAGGAACAGGUCGUGGGAGGGAGAGGAUUUCUCAUACAUGGAUAUCGCAAACCUCAAACUGCGCCAUAUGGACUUUGUCAACGUGGUCAACCAGGGGUUGGCCGCUUCGGACAACGAGGCAGUCCGGCAUCUCUUCUCCGACUUUUGGUUCAGCACCUGGUAUUACGUUUAUGAUAGGCUGGAGACGCAGUGGCUUUGGAUGAGUGCGUAUGUUGUCGAGGCACGCGAGAAGCCCGAAGUUUUGGCCGAAUGGGCUUUGAGUCGAGACCCGGCUGCCUUCACUUGA
Molecule: messenger RNA, 1590 nt
Organism: Clonostachys solani
Lineage: Eukaryota; Fungi; Ascomycota; Sordariomycetes; Hypocreales; Bionectriaceae
Source: the annotation of a GenBank genome assembly